Rhododendron vialii is the source of this 2441-nucleotide messenger RNA. RefSeq names its product poly [ADP-ribose] polymerase 2. The transcript is spliced from 18 exons. The coding region runs from base 157 to 2064 and encodes 635 amino acids. Gene Ontology annotation, molecular function: NAD+ poly-ADP-ribosyltransferase activity. The record is from RefSeq and is a predicted model, not a curated record. Lineage: Eukaryota; Viridiplantae; Streptophyta; Magnoliopsida; Ericales; Ericaceae.
CUUUCAUUCACUCUCAGUCAGCCACGACCUAUUUAAAUCUCCCCCUUCUUUUAAAAAACUUCAAACCCUUCCCACGUCCUCUCUCUCUCUCUCUCUCUCUCUCUGUCCCUCUCUCUCUCUCUCUCUCUCUCUCAGUUGCCGGUCUUCAGCCGGAAAAUGGCCAGCAAAUUCACCGUCGAAGAGCUUCGAACCGAGCUCGCCAAACGCGGACUGAGUACAGCCGGCAUCAAGCCCACUUUGGUUCGGAGACUCGAAUCAGCCGUUCGCGAAGAAUCCAAGCAGUCGAUUGAUUCCACCGCUGACGGUUCAAAUAGCACGUUGAAGAGGCGGAGGGAAGAAACUCAGGAUGGGGAUUCAAACGGGGCUGAUAAAAUCCAGGCGCUGGAAAAGCUUCGGGGUAUGGAUAUUCGAAAGCUGCGCAAAGAAGCCGAGCUUCAAGGAGUUUCUACCACUGGGUCCAAGAAAGAACUCCUUCAAAGGCUUUGUGCCGAUUCUCACGACUCCAACGCCGUUAUUGAAGCCAAAGAAGAAGAUGCUAUUGAAAUCAAGGAGGAGAAAAUAGUCACUGCAACGAAGAAGGGUGCGGCGGUAUUGGAUCAAUGGCUCCCGGAUGAGAUUAAGGCAAUUUACCAUGUAUUGCAGCAGGGUGAUGAAAUUUAUGAUGCUAUGUUGAACCAGACAAAUGUCGGGGAGAACAAUAACAAGUUCUAUGUCAUUCAAGUUCUAGAGUCUGACAACGGGGGUAGAUUCAUGGUUUACUGUAGAUGGGGCAGAGUUGGUGUCAAAGGUCAAGAUAAACUACACGGCCCGUACUCGUCACGAGAUUCUGCUAUCCAGGAAUUUGAGCAGAAGUUCUUGGCCAAAACCCAGAACUAUUGGUCUAACCGUAAAGAGUUUAUAUGUCACCCGAGGAGCUACGCUUGGUUGGAAAUGGACUACAAUGACAGAGAAAAAGAAUCAGAUGUUAAAGGGAAAUCCAACACUACAGUGGGAGUGCAGCUCCGGGAAACAAGACUGGAGUCGCGCAUUGCAAAGUUUAUCUCUCUUAUUUGCAAUGUCAGCAUGAUGAAACAACAAAUGAUGGAAAUAGGAUACAAUGCUGAAAAGUUGCCACUUGGGAAGCUUAGCAAGUCGACAAUUUUAAAGGGCUAUGAUGUCUUGAAGAAGAUUGCUGAUGUGAUUGGGAAGUCAAACAGGACAAAGCUUGAACAAUUAAGCGGUGAAUUCUACACUGUUAUUCCUCAUGAUUUUGGGUUUAAGAAGAUGCGUGAGUUUGUCAUUGACAGCCCUCAAAAGUUAAAAAGCAAGUUGGAAAUGGUUGAAGCCCUAGGUGAAAUAGAGUUGGCAACAAAGUUGUUGGCGGAUGAUGUUCUGAUGCAGGAAGAUCCCUUGUGCUCUCAUUAUCAACGCCUUUGUUGUGAGCUUUCGCCACUUGAAGUUGAUUCCAAGGAGUUCUCGACGAUUGCAAGGUACGUCAAGAACACUCAUGCAAAGACACAUUCAGGCUAUGGAGUCAACAUAGUUCAGAUAUUUAGGGUGUCAAGAGAAGGUGAAGAGGAACGGUUUCGAAAGUUUUCGAACACAAAAAAUAGAAUGCUUUUGUGGCAUGGUUCUCGCCUCACAAACUGGACUGGAAUACUAUCCCAAGGUUUGCGCAUUGCUCCACCAGAAGCACCUGCAACAGGUUAUAUGUUUGGAAAGGGGGUUUAUUUUGCUGAUAUGUUCUCCAAGAGUGCAAACUAUUGCUACUCAAGUUCUGCAUGUACCGCUGGUGUCCUGCUUUUGUGUGAGGUUGCAUUGGGAGACAUGGCUGAGUUGUUAACAGCAAAUUAUAAUGCCGAAAAACUGCCAGAGGGAAAGCUCAGCACAAAAGGAGUUGGUGCAACUGCUCCAGAUUUCUCAGAGGCUCAAAUGCUUGAAGAUGAUGUUGUUGUUCCCCUUGGAAAGCCAAAAGAGCAAGUCGGCCCUAAGGGUGCUUUGCUGUACAACGAGUACAUAGUCUACAAUGUGGAUCAGAUAAGGAUGCGCUACCUUGUUCAAGUAGAUUUCAAUUUCCGGAGGUGAUCAUCCAGUCUCGGGAUAUAAUUCUCACUUUCUGCUGAUUUGCUAGAAAAGCUGUUUUUAUUCAGCUUUUGCUAGAAAAGUUUUGUGUCGAUGAGUAUUACCUCCUUAACCGAAGGAAUUAUGUACCUUAUGCAUCUCUGCGUCAAGCAGAUUUUCCCCCUUAACCGAAGGAACUAUGUACCUUAUGCAUCUCUGCAUCAAGCAGAUUUUUGAAGAGGGGAGGUUACUGUGUUCAGGAGGAGAUUCACCAGCUUGGGCUUAAGACUGUCAAUCCUUCUUAUGUGAUUAGUGGUUUUGCUGCGUGAAACAGAAACGUAUUCAUGUAAUAUAAUAUAUUACAGUUAUCAAUGAUGGAAUGGUUCACAGCAUUUUCUCGA